AUGGAGAAACACUCCAUGCGUCACCUGCUGUGGGCUGCACUGUUCCUGUUGUACUGCAGCUGCGGGUGUUUAGCUGCUGUUGUGCAGCAGUUACCACAGAAAGGAGAGAGUGCUCUACAGGCGUACACCGUCUCUGAUACUCCCAAAAAUGAUGAUAAGAACGGUCCGGAAUGGCAACCCAUCCGCAUUGCUGUGUAUACAAAAACUGUGGAGGAUAUCAUGAAUAAUUGCGAAAAAACGCUCAAAGAGUACAAUAAGCUCAAAGAAGAACUUCAAAAAGAACUUGAAGGAGAACUUGAAGGAGAGUUUGAGGAAAAAGUUGAUGAUCCUGAAGCCUUUCUAGAAGUGUUUGAAGACGAGAUUGAACAACUUAAACGGCUAUGCAGGGGUAAUGAUAGGAUGACAGAGGAUAAGAAAAAAGUUCUUUUUACGGAGGUCUUGCCCAAAGCCAUCAAAUUGCACACAGAUCGCCUUAAAGUGAAUCACGAGGAAAGGAAAACAAUUUCAAGCGUUGGUGAGCAAGAAAAUUUUAACAUUGGCUGCCAUUUCUUUAAGAAUCCCUUGAAACUAAAGGUGCACCAGAGUGAAGAUUUUGAUUUUAUGAUUUACGUGGGUCUUUCAACCUCUGGUAAAACUGUUGAGAUUUGCACUCAGGAGAACGAGAAUGGAAGACCAACGUCAGCCGCCAUUAGAUUCAUCCCAGAUGAGAUAAAAGCCACAAGACAGUUUAUUCGCUUUACUGCACAUGAGAUUGCGCAUGGUCUUGGAUUUCAACUUGACCUCAUGAAAACACUGGGAAUGAUAAAGACCCGCGACAAUGAUCUUUUCUAUAACCCGGUAGUUGUUGAAAAAAAGUACUAUAUGGUGAAUUCCUCUAAAACUGUUGAAAUGAUGGAGAAACAUUACAACUGCAAAGGUACAUUAAAGGGGUUGUAUUUGGAAAACGAAGAUACCUUGACACCUUCCCACUGGGAGAGGCGUAUUGCGAAGGAUGAGUUGAUGAGUACGUACAGUAUUAGCAUGGGCGUUACUGGUAUGUACUACACUAAUCUGACACUUGCAGCAUUUCAUUCCAUGCCCUUCUACAGCGCAAAUUUUACCAUGGCAGAACCGAUGAGUUGGGGGAAAGGAUCUGAAUGUGACUUACUUGAGGGUAAAAAGGAUCCAGCAAAGACUAAAUAUUCCACUUUGUUUUGCAAGGAUGAUGAUGCGAAGACACUGCGGUGUACCUCAGACCGUUUUGCCCUUGGUAUGUGCUUAACGAAGAAUAACCUUAAGGAUUUACCCAAUGGAUACGAAUAUUUUAAGGACGAAGACGGAGGGUUGGAAACGAAUGACUUGAUGGAUAGUUAUCCAAUCAUUAAACCCUUAAUUGGUACUACCUGUGAGGGUGGUAAAGAGACUCUGAUACCUGGCAGCGUUCUGGGAACAGAAUCACGGUGUCUGGAUGUGAAAAAUCCGCUGGACAAGAAUGGAGUUAAAAUUCAAGGCAUUUGUGCAAAAGUGAAGUGUAAUAAUGAAACGAAGAAGGUGAGUGUACUAAAAGGGUACAAAGAAAAUAAGGAGGAGUGGCAUGAGUGCGCAAAUGAUGGCGAUGAAUUUCAUCUGGUUGAUUCAGAGUUCAAUGAGGGAAGUGUUAACUGUCCCAAAUACGAAGAAGUGUGCAUUGGGUUGCUUGAAACUGAAGUUCCUACCAACAUUAAGUUUCACAAUGGUACAAAAGUUACUGAUGUGUACGACGGUGAUGUGAGUGGUGGGAAUGAAGAAAAAGAAGAAGUGGUCGAAAAUCAGGAUCGCACAGACGAGGAAAAGCCACCCGCAUCUCUCCCAACUGCUCCUAAUGGUGAUCUCGUGGAAAACGAAAAGGUGCCCACUGAAAAUGGCAACAAUGAAACAGUGACGGAGAAGGAACCAGAGGAUACAGUGAGUAAACCACAAGUGCCACCCACUACGAGUGAAGAGAAGGAUAACGAAAAGGUGCCCACUGAAAAUGGCAGCGAUGGAGCAGAGACGGAGAAGGAACCAGUGGGUACAACAAAUACUUCAGAAGUGCCGCCCAAUAGGGAGGAAGAGGAGGAGAAGGAAAAUGAGAAUAACGAGACUGUUGUGGCACCCGGUGGCGAUGGAGCGACAACAGAAGAGGAGAGUGAGAAACAUCCCACCGACAAACCAACCGGUCCCAGUGAUGAAUCUAAUGAAAACGUCAGCAACAGUUCAAGUGGAGUUCCACCAAACACUGAAGAUUUACCGCAAGGCGAGAGUCCACAGGAGACUGAAACUCCAUCGAAUGAGGUAGAGUCAUCAAAGCCAGAAUCCCCUGAUAACAACGGCACAACUAAUAAUGGAAAUGGACAAAAUGAUCAUAACACGGGGAAGGACGCUGACAACAGCAUCACUCUCUCGUUCUUUGAACCUCUUAUGCUUCUUGUGUGUGUUGUUGCUGCGGUGGUGGCCCUGUGA
Messenger RNA from Trypanosoma theileri, 2460 nucleotides. Its product is annotated as surface protease GP63. Bases 1 to 2460 code for a protein of 819 amino acids. Lineage: Eukaryota; Euglenozoa; Kinetoplastea; Trypanosomatida; Trypanosomatidae. The record is from RefSeq and is a predicted model, not a curated record. Gene Ontology annotation, cellular component: membrane; cytoplasm. Gene Ontology annotation, molecular function: metalloendopeptidase activity. Gene Ontology annotation, biological process: proteolysis; cell adhesion. The transcript has a single exon.